Messenger RNA from Pyrus x bretschneideri (Chinese white pear), 650 nucleotides. RefSeq lists its product as uncharacterized. The record is from RefSeq and is a predicted model, not a curated record. The transcript has a single exon. Lineage: Eukaryota; Viridiplantae; Streptophyta; Magnoliopsida; Rosales; Rosaceae. Bases 16 to 567 code for a protein of 183 amino acids. Gene Ontology annotation, cellular component: plasma membrane. Gene Ontology annotation, biological process: response to desiccation.
UUUGGCCGGCACUCCAUGGGCAAAAAGGUCAAAUGGAGCUGGACCUCCGCCGCAAUCGGAGCGGCAUCGGCUCUAGCCAUGACGGCGCUCUUGUCGUCAAAGCCCAAAGACCCAACCUUCCACCUCAUCUCAAUCAACCUCACCUCCUUCAAGCUCAACCUCCCAGUCGUCGAAGCCGAUCUCAUCCUCACCGUACAUGUCACCAACCCCAACAUCACCCCCGUCCACUACUCCUCCACCGCCAUGUCCAUCUUCUACCACGGCUCCCUUCUCGGCUCUGCCCAAGUUCAGGCGGGCUCUCAGCCCCCCAAAUCGUGCCAGCUGCUCCGGCUGCCAGCUCGGCUCGACGGGCUGCAGCUGGCCCAGCACGCUGCUAGCUUUGUUGCCGACGUGGCGAAGCGGGAGAUGGUGCUCGACGCCGCUGUGGAUAUCGCCGGCACGGCGAGGGUUUUGCUGUGGGAUCACAAGUUUAAGGUGCAUGUGGAUAGUCACGUGACGGUUGAUCCGGUUUUUCUUGAUGUCAUUGAACAGGAAAAUAAGUCCGAGAUGGAGAUUUUUGUUGCUUGAUUAGUGGUUGGGAUCAUGAACUAUAACUCUGUGUUAUGCAAAAUGCAUUUAGUUAAUGCAAUGAAAAAUAUGAUUUUAUUUUA